AUGCAAGGUGUCAGCAUCUACAUCUAUACUUGUUCACGCUUUACCACCAUAAGCUACAACCCUUCAUAUUUAUCAUCAAAUCAUAUUGUGUAUGAAAUUCAUCUUAAUUACUGAUCCAACAACAAUAAUAUUAGCUAGUGUUACAAAAUGAGUCAACAACAGCCUGAAAGACGUCAAGAAGGCCAAAAUGCUGAGCCAAUAAAGUACGGAGACGUAUUCCCAGUAGUUGGGGAGCUAGCUUCAAAAACAGUAGCACCAAGAGAUGCGGCCAUGAUGCAGACAGCUGAGAAUGCAGUGUUUGGGCAGACUCAAAAGGGUGGUCCAGCUGCCACCAUGCAGUCAGCCGCUACUGCUAAUGAGAGGGCUGGUUUUGUUGGCCAUCUUGAUGCUUCAGAUGUGGCCAAACAACAGGGUGUUAUUGUUGCUGAGACUGAAGUUCCCGGUGCUUGUAUCAUCACUGAGUCUGUUGGUGAACAGGUGGUAGGGCAAACUAUACAACCAAAGCCGGUGGUGCAAGGUGAGCAAGAGAGUAUAACACAAGGAGGAACCACUGGAAUAGGUGGAAGUGGAGCAACAGGUAAGGUAACCAUAGGCGAGGCGCUAGAAGCCGUGGCUGUUUUAGCAGGAGACAAAGCGGUGGAGCAAAGCGACGCAGCGGCAAUCCAGGCAGCAGAAGUGAGGGCCACAGGUAAUACUGGUAUUGUCCCUGGUGGUGUUGCUUCUGCUGCUCAGUCCGCUGCUUCAAUGAAUGCUCAGACCACUCCUGAUCAGGAUAAAAUCAAGCUGGGCGAUGUCUUGACGAAUGCAACAAUAAAAUUACCAGCGGACAAGGAAGCAACAAGGCAAGACGCUGAAGGAGUGGUGAGUGCAGAGCUGAGGAACAACCCGAAUGUAGCCACGCGGCCUGGUGGUGUGGCAGCCUCGGUGGUUGCUGCUGCCAGGCUUAAUGAGGGAAAGCAAUGCUGAGCCUACUGGAAAUGGAAGGGAUAAUAGUCUUUUUCUCAUGUUUUGUGCAUUAGUUUUUCCUUGCAAUGUCAAGACUUAUGAAAUAGUUUGGUAAAAAAAAACACAUCUUGAAUCUUG
Messenger RNA from Amaranthus tricolor (Joseph's coat), 1083 nucleotides. RefSeq names its product late embryogenesis abundant protein D-34-like. Bases 148 to 966 code for a protein of 272 amino acids. The record is from RefSeq and is a predicted model, not a curated record. The transcript has 3 exons. Lineage: Eukaryota; Viridiplantae; Streptophyta; Magnoliopsida; Caryophyllales; Amaranthaceae.